AGGUGGUUAUCGCAACGCUGCGCGGAAUGCUGGCCUGAAUCCUGGAAAGCCAAGUCCUGAGCAGAAUAUCCGAAGGACCGCAAGCUCGGCUGAGGAAGGGAGACCAAUCCCUAAGCGCAGAGCGAGUGUCUUCUCGAGCCUGGUCCAGUGGGGCUUUGAUCAAGGCCAUGCUCGCACAACAGAACGCUCAGAGAACAAUGGCGAUAUCAGGAAAUCAAGCCUGUUCUCUUUCAUCGCCGCGACCAGACGCCCAAGUCUCUUUUCCAAGGAACGUCGUCAUUCAGACAUAACCUCUCACAUAGAUGAUGUGGGCAAGAGACGAAAAUUCAUCCUGAAGUUGGCUACGGCGCUCAUGACUUAUGGAGCACCGUCGCACCGUAUAGAAUCUCAGCUGCAUGCUGCAUCGAGAAUUCUAGAGGUCGGCUCUGAGUUUGUGCACCUGCCCAACCUCACUAUCGUUUCCUUCAACGAUGGCGGUACGCGUGCCUUUGAGACGCACUUUGUCCGUGCCCCCGGCCGAAUCGCUCUUACCGCUCUGCACAAGGUCCACCUGGUGUAUCGUAAAGUCCUCCAUGACAAGAGUGGUGCCGAGGCUGGUACUUCUGCUCUGAGGAAGAUUCUUCGUGCGCCCCCUAGGUAUAAUCUGUUCUUUCGAUGUGCGCUAUCGUUCGUUAGCGCCACAAUCCUCUGUUCUCUGGCUUUCGGUGGCUCUUUCGUCGAUAUGCUUGUCGGCGGCGCUGCCUCCUCUAUCCUGCAGUUCUUAGGCCUCAAUGCCGCGGCUAAGAGUGCGACUUACGCCAACGUCUAUGAAAUUUCUAUAUCCAUUCUGAUGGCAUUCAUAGCCAGGGGCUUGAGUACUAUAUCCAAUAAUGUGUUUUGCUUUGCCCCCAUAGCUUCCACAGGCGUCGCUUCCGUGCUUCCUGGAUUUACAAUUCUCAUAAGCGCUUUAGAACUGACGUCCAAUAACAUCCUAUGUGGUUCCGUCAGGAUGGUUUAUGCAGUGAUAUAUACGUUAUUCCUGGGUUUCGGACUGACUAUAGGGUCCGAGCUCUAUCUCAUAUUCAACCCACACGCGCGACACAUUGUCGAUUAUACCGGUGCCACCGAAGUUAUACACGGGCAUUUUAUGUCCAGGAACGGGUCAAGCGCUUAUGUACCCCUCGGUGGCACGUUCUCUUUCACCCGUGCAGAACCAAUCGGACAAGGCCAUAUCAUCAAGCAAUGCUAUCGUGAUCCAUCCUGGCCUUGGUGGAAGCAGCCCUUACCAUGGUGGACUAUCUUCAUCUUUGUUCCGGUAUAUUCGGUGUGCUCCUCACUAGGCAACCUGCAAUCGUGGCGAAGCAAGCAGCUCCUGGUUAUGGUAAUGUUUUCGUCUGCCGCCUAUGCUGCAAACAAAGCGACCGGAUUGUAUAUCUCUGACCGUGGCGAUGUCAUCUCAGCAGUUGGUGCUUUUGUGAUUGGAGUGCUAGGCAAUGUGUACUCUCGCGUAAUCCGUGGGACUGCAUUCACAUCUAUGGUGACUGGUGUGCUUUUCAUAGUACCGUCUGCCCUAGGUCAAGGCGGGGGUAUUAUUCAGAACUACCGCACGGCCGCGGAACAGUACUCCAGCGGUUUCAGUCUCGGGAUACGCAUGAUCCAAGUUGCGGUUGGUAUCACCAUAGGUUUAUAUGCAAGCCAACUCGCAGUCUAUUCUUUCGGGACCAGGAAGAACGCGGCGUAUUUCGCUUUCUAG
Messenger RNA from Gloeophyllum trabeum ATCC 11539, 1732 nucleotides. RefSeq lists its product as uncharacterized. NCBI's taxonomy places the organism in Eukaryota, Fungi, Basidiomycota, Agaricomycetes, Gloeophyllales, Gloeophyllaceae. The transcript is spliced from 7 exons. The record is from RefSeq and is a predicted model, not a curated record. Gene Ontology annotation, molecular function: transmembrane transporter activity. Bases 353 to 1732 code for a protein of 459 amino acids. Gene Ontology annotation, biological process: transmembrane transport.